AUGGCAUUCAGGCACCCUAAAUCACUCACACUGGUCGUUGCAGUCCGACAGUGGCCUCGACUUGUCGCUGGCGUGCGGACGUUCUCGGCUACAUCAAGCAACCGCGCAGCUGCCAUCUUCUCGAACGAGCCUUCUAGGCCAAAGCUCGUGACAUCCUCACUUCCCGGACCUAAAGUAAAGGACGGCCUUGCAGGGUUGGAGGAAGUUUUUGACACCAGGAGUGCCAACACUUUGGUUGACUACGAGAGGUCGACAGCCAUGGUCCGCGCCAUCGCCAGCCGGCCAGCACUCGGAAGUUUUCCAUCAGCAGACUACGCCGACCUCCUCAAGACCGGCAUCCUGAAAGCCGCACCGCCAGGUCUGAACCAAGUCUUCACGGCGACCACCGGAUCUGACGCAAACGAGACAGCGUACAAGGCCGCCUGCAUCUGGAAGGGGACCCGGGACCGCGGCGGCAGGGAUUUCAGCGCUGCUGAGCUGGAGUCCGUAAUGCGGAACCAAGCGCCUGGGGUUCCACGGCCGUCCUUUGGAAGUUUGUCCACGACGAGGAGCAAGCCUAUUCACAAACUCGAUGUGCCGGCUUUCGACUGGCCUGUGGCUCCUUUCCCCCAGCUCAAGUAUCCUCUCGACCAAUUCGCAUCUAAGAAUGCUGCAGAGGAAAAGAGGUGCCUUGAGGAAACAGAGCGUGUGCUGGACGCGGCCAACGACACCGUUGCAGCGGUGGUCAUUGAACCUGUCCAAGCCGAGGGCGGCGACAAUCACGCGUCCCCCGCCUUUUUCCGUGGCCUUCGGGAUCUUACCAAGCGCAAGGGCGUGCUGAUGAUCGUCGACGAGGUUCAAACAGGCGUAGGAGCAACAGGCAAAUUCUGGGCCCACGAGUACUGGAAUCUCCCGUCUCCGCCCGACAUGGUCACCUUCUCAAAGAAGGCACAGGCGGCGGGUUUCUACUUUGGCGACGCUGGUCUACGGCCUGACAAGCCGUACCGACAGUUCAAUACUUGGAUGGGCGAUCCCGUACGUGCGCUACUGUUCAAGGCGAUUUACGGAGAGAUUGAGAAGCACGGGUUGGUUGAGCAUACGGCGCAGGUCGGUGGGUACCUGUACCGGGAGCUGGAGGCGCUGGCGGGCAAGUACCCGCAGCACUUAUUGAACCUUCGUGGCAAGGAUCGCGGGACGUUUAUUGCGUGGGAUUGUCCGCGGAGGGAAGAGGUGUUAGCCCUGGCGAAGUCGAGGGGGGUGAACAUGGGUGGCAGUGGCGAUGCUGCUAUCCGAUUACGACCGAUGCUGGUAUUUGAGAAGCAUCAUGCCGAUAUUUUCCUCGACGUGUUGGAAGGGGUAUUCAAGCGGCUAUCGUAG
Molecule: messenger RNA, 1356 nt
Organism: Colletotrichum fioriniae
Lineage: Eukaryota; Fungi; Ascomycota; Sordariomycetes; Glomerellales; Glomerellaceae
Source: RefSeq, a predicted model, not a curated record